Molecule: messenger RNA, 2882 nt
Organism: Ictidomys tridecemlineatus (thirteen-lined ground squirrel)
Lineage: Eukaryota; Metazoa; Chordata; Mammalia; Rodentia; Sciuridae
Source: RefSeq, a predicted model, not a curated record
CUUAAGUAUCAGCCUAGCAGAAUCAUAUGCGCAGAGUUUGACAGCAGGAGUGGGGAUCCCCAUCUGAUUCUGGAAUAUCUCUCCUUGACUGCAGAAAAACCGCUGAAACACUGUUAGAAAUUCAGGUCUGUCACUUUGAAAAAGCAGGUCAUUCAAUGAAGUCUACAAAACCAGAAGACAAAUGACAUCUAGCUUGAGAAGAACUCGCCCUUGAGUGGGAAAGACAGGUGCAAUGGAAACUACAAGGGUACUUUUCUUCAGACUCUUUCUUGUCUUGUAUCUCCUUCAGAUGGUUACACCAAGUUCAGGUGAACCCAUAGACAAUGAAGUAGAAGAAAUCUGCCAGUUGUCUCCACCGCAGAGUGCACAACACAUGGAGAUCCGCUGGUUCCGUAACCGCUACACACAACCUAUUUACCUGUACAAGGCAGGUAAAGAUCUGUAUGGAGAAACUACCUCCAGGUAUGUGGAGCGGACAGAACUCCUGAAAGAUGCCAUUGGAGAAGGUAAAGUGACCCUCAGGAUCUUUAAUGUCAGUGUUGAUGACGACGGGCAGUACCACUGCUUCUUCAGAGAUGGUGAUUUCUCUGAAGAGGACAUCAUAGAAGUGAAGGUCACAGCUACAAGCUCAGACAUACAGAUUUUUGUGCAUCCUCCUAAUACCAAAGGUCUUAUUAUGGAAUGUCAUUCAGGAGGUUGGUUCCCACAGCCUCAAAUGGACUGGAGAGACAGCAGAGGAGACAUACUCCUACCUACAUCAAAGUCUCACUCACAGGAUGGAGACAAAUUGUUCAACAUGAAGAUGACCCUUCUUCUCAGGGAUGCCCACUCUGGAAAUGUUGCUUGCUACCUUAGAAACCCUCUAACUGGCCAAGAGGAAAGAACAAGCAUUGUCUUAGCAGAUGAACUAUUUUCACAGAAGAAAAUUUGGAUAAUAAUUAUAAUUACACUUGCGACAGUGCUGAUAUCCUCUAUUGCAUUUCCCAGUGUUGUAUUCUAUUGCCAACAGGAACAAGGUAGAUGCUGCAGCUGGAAUUCUCCUCUGUUAGUGGGUUCAGUAAUAAUCAUUUCUUCAGUGGUUGUGGAUGUCGUACUCAGUGUCUGUUUGUAUCAGCGUCAAAGAGUUCCUGAUUCAGAUCCACUAUUUGCAUUGGAUGCCAUCUGGGCGGAAGAUAUGAUUGUUUUCCUCUGGGUGCUGAUGGUCUUCAUCACCAUGCUCAUUUCCCUUAUUUACUUCAAAAUGAGAGAUUCCCACCGUGAUGCUCGGCCUAACCUUGGACCUGAAGCAAUAGAGUUGGCUGGCCAUAGACUGAAUUCCUGAAAUCAUGAUCCUGAAAUAAACUAUUCCUCCUCUAAAUUGUUCUUAUUAGGUAUUUUGACUACAAGGAUGAAAUGUUGACUAACACAGUGCCGUUCCUUUUCCCACCUGGAACAAUACUUUAGCAAGGUUAAAUUAUACGACAUGUCACCUGAGACAUGUGGUGCAUGUGAAGGAAAGCCUCACUACAGAGGGCUCCUGCCCUUUUGUGGAUUAGGAGGAGUAAUGAGGGUAUACAGGGAAGGAUUAGGAAUGGAAAUGCAUUGAGUCAGAAGACAGGAGAAUUUUUAUAGUCAAGAUGUUUUAUAAAAUAGACAGACUCAGCAGAGAUGAUUGAAAUUUGUCUUAGCUGAGGAUCUCAAUAAAGAGGCCUCUAAAAGACAGUUCCUGGACCACAUAUGCCAAGAGCAUGACUGCCUGAGAGCUGGGGAUUGAUUCCUUGCCUGCAACUCCCUGCAGACACUUUAAGGCACUGGCUGUGUGCAGUAUGUGGUGUAGGAAAACAGCUUUCUCCAUGAGGCUUGCUAGGCAAAGUCUUUGUAAUUUCCUAUGGUGGGACAUAAAGGAUCACACACAGGACAUUGGGCAGGAGACAAACUUCCCUCAUUACAUUCUUAAUGUUCAGAUACAGUCCACCAUUGCAAUGAAACAAAUGCAGGGUAUAAGUGUAUUUGCAAAGUACAAAUUUGUACUCCUUAUACUAGUUUCUGCCAACAAGAAAAUCAACCAGUCAUUUGCAUUUAUAAGAAUGGAUUAAUGAUAAAGGGAAGUAGUAUGGAUCCUAUAGUUAAUACUCUUCAGCUUAAGUCACAUUUACCUACUGACUCAAUGAGACUAACUGCUGUGACCUGCACAGCCAAACCUUAGAAACUGGCAAGGGGCAAUGGGGAAUUAAGAAAGACACAUAAAUAUUUAGAGAGAAAGCUGGGAUCAGGUAAUACAUUGAUCUGUGAUGGAGAAGCAGUGACCCACAGCCAGCACAGCACAUUUAUUAUAUAGGGUUUCAUAAUCAGGAAGUUAAUGUUCUUUGUGCACUAAAAAGUUACAGGACUAGAAAUAUUUUUGUAGCUAUUCUACUGUUGCAAUGUCAGGAGCAUCCUGUUGUGUUCAGGAAUCCCAUUGUCCAGAGUUCCUAGGAAGAGGGCAGGGUUGGAGGUCAGAGCACUGGUCAGACAUUAUGGUUAUCUUGUCAAGCUCAGAAUUCUCUUUUCCUCAGAAUUGGUGCCUGAGCUCAAAGUCAAGACUGAUAUAGCUCUGUGUUUUUGCACAGAGCCUUUUCAGGCAGGCUGUCCAUAGCAACUGGGCAAUCUUGACCUGCACCUUGCUUGCCCAAGAAGUUCCCAAUGCAAGUGUACCACAACCAUGAGGCAGAGACCAUGAUCCAAAUCACUUCUCUCCAUAACUAACAAGAGAAAGUGAAGGAGAAGUUUUACUUUCUGUAAUGCAGAAGACCAAAGAAACUGAAAUAUACUCUCUUCAGCUACAUGGAGCUCCAAGGCCAUUGAUUGAUGGUGCUUCUCUGUGUCCUACUAAGAACAAUGACAGAGGUGAUUGAAAAACAUGU